Messenger RNA from Sitodiplosis mosellana (orange wheat blossom midge), 2823 nucleotides. RefSeq names its product ADP-ribosylation factor 6 (gene Arf51F). Gene Ontology annotation, molecular function: GTP binding; GTPase activity. The record is from RefSeq and is a predicted model, not a curated record. NCBI's taxonomy places the organism in Eukaryota, Metazoa, Arthropoda, Insecta, Diptera, Cecidomyiidae. Gene Ontology annotation, cellular component: cytoplasm. The coding region runs from base 1366 to 1893 and encodes 175 amino acids. The transcript is spliced from 5 exons. Gene Ontology annotation, biological process: intracellular protein transport; vesicle-mediated transport.
GGCGAAAAUGCUACAAACGAAAGAAGAUAGACAUACAAGUUUCGGUAUGUGCAUUGAAUGAAUUUUACAAACAAAUACAUUCGGAAAUCGGUUGUUAGUCAACGCCGCACUCUUCUGUCGCCAUUGUGUGUUGUGUGUGAUGUGUUGUUGUAUGUGGUGUAUAUAACUAUAAUAUAUACACGUAAAAGCAAUUCCAAUCGACAGCAAAAAAGUUUUUUAGUGAAAAAUUUAUGUUGCAAAAUUAAAACCAGAAAAAAGUUAACUUGAAUCAAUCAUUGCAAAUCGGUACAUUUGUUGGUGAAAUGUUGAACAUUGAUUAAAAGCGCUACGAAUCAUUCCAAUAGUUCCCGGAAUUCAUUCAACUACACCAGAAAAGUGGAAAAAAAUGAACUCCAAACGAUAAUAACAUUAGAAAAUUGCAAAGACCAAAUUAAAAUUUCGAAAAGAUAUAUCCGUUUCAAUGAGGAAUAUCAUCGAAAGGAAAAUUGAAAGAAGAAACAUGGUGUGCCAUUGAAUUGUUAGUGCUUGGUUGCAUUUAUUUUCGUUUUUUUUUUGGUAAUUCCAUACACCUAGUUUAUAUAUACACACAUACAUUCUUCGUUUAUCUAUUAUAUCCAUUUGUUUUCGUCUUGUCAAUGUUCAGUGGCGAAUUUGAUUACUGUUCCAACUGUUUUGGUCCAAUGACCGAUGGCUGAACAACACCUUCAAUAUCGUUAACGCUAGCGUCUGCAUCAUAAUUGGCAUUAUAGUAGUCAUCGACGGAAACGUAGUGUGCACCGCCGUAAAAAUCCAAGACAGCGAUGUGCUCAAUAUUCAAUUUGCAAAAAUAAAAUGUAUGCGAAUUUCGCCAGUGUAUUGAUGCUGGGUGUCGAUUGGUGUACCAUUUGUCUGCUUGUUUGUAUUCGACUGUGUCCAAUGUCAAACGCUCUACUUUGCCAGUGAAAAUGACUCGUGAACAUGUUGGUUCCAUAGUAUCGGUGUGAUUGGAUGUGCAGGCUAAAUCUUGAUCUUCAGUAAACAUAGCUGUUAAUUUGUUAUUAAUUGCCAAAUCUUGUCCGGUAAAAUCCAAAUCGGUGAGCAAAAAAUAGAUGUGUCCCGUCGAUGGUGCAUUACAGGCGCUAUCAGCAAUUGAUAUGACAUUCACCAUUGGAAAACCAUGAAUAGUCGAUAGACUCGAUAUAGUCCCCAUCGAUGUCCAAUUUGAUUUGUGAACCAAAUAGCGUGCCAUUUUUGCGUACUCAUGAUAUGGUGGACGAACUGUCGAAUCAAUUGCACUAAUUGGUUUAUAUUCGCCGAAUGACAGUAUGCCGCACAGCAGCAAUCCAAAGUUAAUCGAUUUGUUCCAAUAGGAAGUUCAACAUCAAGAUGGGAAAGCUACUGUCAAAAAUUUUUGGCAACAAAGAAAUGCGGAUUUUGAUGCUUGGACUAGAUGCGGCUGGUAAAACAACUAUUUUGUACAAGCUAAAAUUGGGUCAAUCGGUAACCACGAUACCUACGGUUGGAUUUAACGUAGAAACUGUUACAUAUAAAAAUGUAAAAUUCAAUGUAUGGGACGUUGGUGGACAAGACAAAAUUCGGCCUUUAUGGAGACACUACUACACAGGAACACAGGGUCUAAUAUUUGUCGUUGAUUGUGCUGACCGGGAUCGUAUCGAUGAAGCUCGAACCGAGCUGCAUAGGAUAAUAAAUGAUAGAGAAAUGCGCGAUGCAAUUAUUCUGAUAUUUGCAAAUAAACAAGAUCUAGCAGACGCAAUGAAACCACUUGAGGUUCAGGAGAAACUAGGAUUGACUAGGAUCCGAGAUCGAAAUUGGUAUGUGCAACCAUCGUGUGCAACAUCCGGUGAUGGACUGUGCGAAGGCCUAACAUGGCUAACAUCAAAUCAUAAAUUAUGAGAUUAGCCAUACACCGCCCAAGUUCAGCCGCAACAAACAAAAACAGCAUACGCAAUAUACAACACAACACAACACACAACAAAAUUUCAACAAUUUAUUUCUAAUUUCAAUUUGUAUUUUGUAAAAGUUUAGAGCGUAUACAGAUAAUGAUAAUACGAGAAUGAUAAAUGACAAUGAAUAUGAUGCAAUGAGAACGCAGUUCAUUUGAGAUGAACAAAAAAAAAACAAUCCCCUUACAUAUAACACGACAAUUAAAUUAAUACAUGAAAAUAGGAAUGAAACAUAUUUCAAGGGAGAGAUGUAAAAAUGAUAAUUGCUAAUCCACUCGGUGGAUCUAUCAUCAUAUCCCUUCCCCUUUUCAUCCCUCUCACUCUCUCUCUCUCUCUUUAUCACUUUCAUACACAUUGAGAAAAAGCCAAUUUCAAUUGCGCAUCGACGAGAGUUUAAUAUUUCAAACAUUUUCAGAAGCAAUACAAAACCAAAUCCACUUUCAAUUUUCUUUAAUCAAUGGAUAAUUGAGUUUAUCUACUUGGUUAGUGCAUUCAAAUUAUUUUCGCAUUCAAGAUUUUCUUUUCCCUCAGUAUUCCAAUGUUUUUGUUACAAUUCUAACACGCUUCAAUGUUCAUAGUUUUGCAUGUAGUACACGUUCCCGUUAUUAACACAACAAAAAGAAGAAACUAAAUUAAUAUCGAAAUCAUUAUUAUUGAACAAAAACUAUUAAGUAUCAAAUUAUCAUCCAGAAGUGCUGCUUUUAUUUAAGAACAGAUACGAUGUUCCAUUUUGGGAACUGUUGAAAUAAAUGAAAAGCAUGCCGACGUAAAAAAAAGGGAAUGGAUAUUUUUCUCAUAAGAAAUUGAAUUAGUUGUACAUGAUUAGGAAAAUCGUAUGAAUCGUAUGAACUAAAUGCAAAUGUAUAUUUAAAAAAUAAAA